Messenger RNA from Tachysurus vachellii, 5861 nucleotides. It is a transcript of the gene ptpn11b, whose product is annotated as protein tyrosine phosphatase non-receptor type 11b. The transcript is spliced from 16 exons. Gene Ontology annotation, biological process: protein dephosphorylation. The coding region runs from base 496 to 2028 and encodes 510 amino acids. The record is from RefSeq and is a predicted model, not a curated record. Lineage: Eukaryota; Metazoa; Chordata; Actinopteri; Siluriformes; Bagridae. Gene Ontology annotation, molecular function: protein tyrosine phosphatase activity.
UAAAAGAAGAAGACGAGUGGAACUGAGCACGAGUGGGGAGCGAUGGACAGUUGCUCAGUGGCUGAUUGUGCUGACUGACGCUCCUAUCUGGGCGGCUCAGGCUCAUCCAAAUCCCAGAUUACCCCCAUCUCCUCCUCCUCUUCCUCUUCCAGCAGCAGGAGCAGUGCUGCCUUCUUUCCCUCCCUCCUUGUGUAACUGUACAGAGCGUGGAUUAGUGAGCUGCGAGGCGAAGCGGGGCUCCGGCCAAAAUGGUGAGGUAGGAAAAAGUGGUUCCACCCCAACAUCACCGGCAUCGAGGCAGAGCAGCUCCUCCUGACGCGAGGCGUCCACGGCAGUUUCUUGGCUCGACCGAGCAAAAGCAACCCAGGAGACUUUACGUUGUCUGUCAGGCGCUACGAUGAAGUCACUCACAUUAAGAUCCAGAAUUCUGGCGAUUAUUACGACCUGUACGGAGGGGAGAAGUUCGCCACUUUGGCUGAGUUGGUGCAGUACUACAUGGAACAGCACGACCUUCUGCGAGAGAGGAACGGAGAUGUUAUCGAGCUUAAAUAUCCUCUCAACUGCAAAGACCCCACUUCUGAGAGGUGGUAUCACGGGCAUCUUUCAGGCCGAGACGCAGAAAAGCUCCUGACAGAGAAAGGCAAGCCAGGCAGCUUUCUGGUGAGGGAGAGUCAGAGCAAACCUGGAGACUUUGUGCUGUCUGUUCUCACUAACGAGGAAAAACACGAAAAUGUGGACCGCAAGACAAAAGUCACCCACGUCAUGAUACGAUACCAGGAUGUGAAGUAUGACGUGGGUGGAGGGGAGAGGUUUGACACACUAACAGACUUAGUGGAGCACUAUAAAAAGAACCCCAUGGUGGAGAAGAGUGGGAUCGUAGUGCACCUUAAGCAGCCGUUCAAUGCCACACGGAUAAAUGCGGCCAACAUCGAGAACCGGGUGCGAGAGUUAAAUAAAGUCGCAGACAAUUCUGAGAAACCCAAGCAGGGCUUCUGGGAAGAAUUUGAGAUGCUGCAGCAGCAGGAAUGUAAACUCCUGUAUCCCAGAAAAGAAGGCCAGAGAGCUGAGAAUAAGAGCAAAAACAGAUACAAGAACAUUCUACCCUUUGACACCACCAGGGUGACGAUCACGGAAGCGGAUCCCGACGUGCCUGGCUCUGACUACAUUAAUGCCAACUAUAUCAGAAGUGUGCAGGAAGAGGACCGUCACGUGGACGAAGGCAAAGUGUUCAUUGCUACUCAGGGCUGCCUUCAGAACACAGUUCUGGACUUCUGGAAAAUGGUCUAUCAGGAAAACACUCAUGUUAUUGUCAUGACGACCAAGGAGAUGGAGCGAGGCAGGAAUAAAUGUGUGCGCUACUGGCCAGACACAGGCACAACAAAGGAGUUUGGGAAUGUGUGUGUGAUGAACAUGGAGGAACAGGCUGCUCAGGACUACAUCCGCAGAAAGCUGGAGGUCACAUGUACAGACCGAAAGGAAGCUCCUCGGUACAUCUGGCACUAUCAGUACCUGAGCUGGCCUGAUCAUGGCGUGCCCAAUGAACCAGGUGGAGUUCUCAACUUUCUUGAACAGGUCAACCGAACUCAGAACAGCAUUCCAAAUACCGGACCUGUCAUAGUCCACUGCAGCGCAGGGAUCGGAAGAACAGGCACCAUAAUCGUGAUAGACAUCCUUAUUGAUAUCAUAAAUAGACAAGGAUUGGACUGUGAUAUAGACGUCCCAAAGACCAUCCAGCGAGUGCGUCAGCAGCGAUCCGGCAUGGUCCAGACCGAAGCCCAGUAUAAGUUCAUCUACAUGGCUGUACAACAGCAUAUUGACACAGCACAGAAGAGGCUGGAGGAAGAGCAGAGGAAUAAGACGAAGGAAAGAGAGUACUCCAAUAUCAAAUACACUCAGAUGACAAAUACUAGGGCUUUGCCCAACUCCUCUCGCUCAUCGUCUGUAAUGAAUGAUGACACAUCCAGUGUAUACGAGAAUGUACACAUCAAAAACCCAAAGAGCCCCGUCUGCACAAACUCCAGGAGAUAGGACUCGGGGCUGCUGCCUCACACUCUCUCUAUUAGAGGUGCUAUGUGCAGGCACUUGGCUGUGAUGUGAUUUAGGAGCUUGAGUGGACACAUGUGUUGGAGGUAUGACUGGAGGACCCUGAGAGCUGCACAGCUCCUGCACUCCUUCCUCACUGACUGACUCGCUGUCUAAGUGCCUGAUCUGCCUCAAACAGCCAGAGCACAGCCUCCUCAGUGCUUCUCCCUCCAGUCUGAUAAGCCGGCACGGUUCUACCUACUGUACCUAGCGCUCAGCUACUCAAUCACUUCUGAACAAAGACUGUUACACAGGACUAACUCCAGGUUUCUCCAGACUUUGUCCUGUUCACACUCUGUAUGCCUGCUGCCAGACCUUGUGCUGUCCUAAAGACUUCUGUCGCAUUUCACUGGUUUAGCUGUGAGAUGCACACAGUGAAACAACUGUCAAUGGCAGAAGAUCUUGCUGAACUUGCACGCCAAAAAAACAACAAAAAACCCCAGCUAGAAUUGCAACUCGUUCCAGCUCUCAAGCUACUUCGAAUACCGAGAUGUUUCUAAUGUUAUUGUUAGCUAACAGCAAAAACGGGUGACUUUUUAAAGUGGUACGUUGUCGUAGAUGUAUUUCCAAUAAGCAGGCUGCAUUUUCUGCUUCUGUAAAAGAGUCUGCUGUGAUGCUUAGCAAAGCUUUAUCUUGUACUGAUUAUAUAUGAGGUCACGUUGCUUAUUAAUGGGCUCAUAGACCAAUCAGCUUCUGUGUUUGAGCUUUUUCUCUGCAGGCAUGGCCUCAGACGUUUUUUAUCUGGUUUUAGUAAGCUUUGGCAGCUCACUGAUUAUUUCUCUUACAGUAUAUCCAUUAUUCAUUUCUACUGACACGUUUUCUCUUAGUUGUGACUGAUAUUUUGUGACAGAUGUCAGAAUCGUUGCGCAGGGUUGAUUUAAAAAACGUCAUUUGAACGUUAUUCCGCAUUCUCAGAGGAAGACCCUAAAACCAUUUUGAUUGAUGUUCAGGGUUUGUGUAUUAUAAAUAUGGUGAUAAAUAGGCAUUCAGGGAUUGUAAUCUGUUCAGGGAUGGCACUCUGUGUUUCAUCAGCGGAAGGUCAGGAAGCGACUGGAGAUGUGUGCGAGUUAUGACGGGUUUAUGAAAGUCGUGGAGUUCAGGCAGAGAGGACAGGUCAUGCCGGUCGAGUUACAGAUGGUAACAGUCUUCUGUACAGAUUUAAGCAGUCCAGAUGGCCUAAGACUAGGAAUAGGUUUGCCUGUGAAAAAGCAAUUUGUAAAAUGCCAGUAAUCCACACAGGAUGAUUGGAAGAAACCAGCAUGACUUGUGAUGUCAAAAGGAGCUUGAUCUUCUAGAAGUCGUAUGCUGGCAUGAGGAAGAUUAGACAUGUGCACCAGAUUCUGAAUGCUUAAAAUAACUCAGGUUACGAUGGGUCGGAUUAAUCACCGUCUACAUCUACGCAAGUGGUUGCAGAGAAGACUAUGUAAGGAGGAAGGUGACGUGCUGAGUGAAAGAACUGAGAAGCACCCUGGCUGUGGUUCAGAUGAUAUAGUGCCCUCAAGAAUGAUAGGCACCUUUCAUAUAAAAUGAAUGUUCCCCAAAAGAGCUUACUUUCUUUAAUAAUGUUUAAUGUUUCCCUGGGGUGUAAAUAUGAGAUGUAAAAUUCACUUCUUUUUCAAGCCAAAGAACACAAAAAAACACUCAUGGUUAUUGUCCUGCACAAGUCAAGUGCUAAUUAUAAUAAGUAGUGAUUAAUACCAUUAAGCACAAUUUGAAAAAGUUGGAAAUAUGCCAGGAAUUUGAACCGUUGUCCCACAGCGAGGAGUACGGUGAUAAAUGGGUGAACUAGAGCCCAGAUUGUGUGAUUGUAAAAAGCAAAAAAACAAAAUCAAACCCAAACAGUUAUUUCGUAACAGCAAGCUAGCUGAAAGAAGCUCAACAUCAACAUGUGAGAUGUAAAAAACAUCUAAUCUAAUGCUGCACCUAAACUAAACAGCAUACACAAACCUGAGAAUGACUUUUAGUCUCUCUCUGUCUCUCUCUCUCUGUCUCUCUCUCUCUCUCUCUCUCUCUCUCUCUGUCUCUCUCUCUCUCUCUCUCUCUCUCUGUCUCUCUCUCUCUCUCUCUGUCUCUCUCUCUCUCUCUCUCUCUGUCUCUCUCUCUCUCUCUCUCUCUCUCUCUCUCUCUCUCUGUCUCUCUCUCUCUCUCUCUCUCUCUGUCUCUCUCUCUCUCUCUCUCUCUCUCUCUCUCUCUGUCUCUCUCUCUGUCUCUCUCUCUCUCUCUCUCUGUCUCUCUCUCUCUCUCUCUCUCUCUCUCUCUCUCUCUCUCUCUCUCUCUCUCUCUCUCUCUCUCUCUCUCUCUCUCUCUCUCUCUCUCUCUCUCUUCAUCCUUGUUAGACAUUACAGGAAGAGAGUUCUGAAAGUCUAUGAAGUGUUUUCUAGAAACAAAAUGUUGAAGUCAAACAAUGCCCCUCUAUAUUUUUGAGCACAACAUAUUUCUAAUUGCACGUGCAAUUUCUUUUAUUAAGUCAUUUUUGUUCAUUUUCAAAAAGAGUGGCAGUUAUUUUAGAGGGUGCUAUAUUCCACUUUCAGUAUUUUUCUGGCUGAAAUGUCAAAAAAAGCAACAAAGAGAUAAAAAAGGUGCUUCUCACUAGUGUAAUAGCCUCAAGUGUAUCUGUUUGUUCUAUUUCUACUGCAUGAUGCACACAGGAAAGUGAAACCUAGUGAACCGUUACUAUAGUCAGACCAUCAACCGUUAAGAUAUAGUCAGAAUCUGAGUGUAAAUAAAAUGUACAGAAGUCCUACCCUUCAGGAUCUCACACGAGUGAUGAGCAGCAGUGCAGUUUAGUUCCUCUUAUUAUCUGAGAUUGUACAUGUUUGGCCUUGACGGAAUCUGCAACAGCGAAGCAGAGGAGUAAACAUGACAGGCUGAUGUGUGUUAAACAGCGCUAUCACUGCUGCACUGAAUCAGGAGUUUUCUGUCCUUUUAAUGGCUAAUGGAUGCCAAAUAUGUCGUACCUACACGUGUGGAGGCUUUAGCUUGUGGGGAAGAUGAAGCUUUAUUGCUAGAAAUGUGCUACAAAUAACCGGACACUGAAAGGAGAAACGAUGGUGCGAUGUUCAAGCUUAUUAACCAGCUCAUUACCACUGUUGGAAAGAAAGAAUUUUAUUUAUGAAUCCUCUUUUGUACAAGGAUGCUCGUUUGUCUCUUCUUGAUAUUUGUUGUGUUCACUUUGCCACUGUGAAAAUGGCUAAGGGGUCAAAUCUUUGGUGUUUUGCUGAGACUUCAAUACUUGAAAUUGUGUAUGAACUGCUGAGUUCUAGCUGCCGGCAAGUGUGAGAACGUUUCGUGGAUGUUAACAUGUAGAUAACAUUUUGCUAUGAUGUUGUUUUGUCAUCACUGAUGAAUUUUAGAUUCUAGAUUUGAUUUAUUACCGAUUUAUUAUUUAGUAACACACGUGAAUUGAUGAGUAAUACAUGUGAUAUGAUGAACUGUUGACUGGUUGCUUUUGUAAAUUGUUUUAGAAUUCAUUGGCAAAAUUAUUAUUAUUAUUAUUAUUAUUAUUGUUGUUGUUAUUAUUAUUAAUAUUAUUUGGACAGGGCAAUGUUAAUAAUCCUAAGGUAUGCAAAACAUUGCUAUUGUACAUUUUUUAAUUAGUUUCUUUCAAUGUUUUUUUUUUUUUUUUUUGAAUCACAGGUUUAACGGUAUGCUGUCUGUCCCUGUGUGAAUACUGUUUUUCCUCUUGCACUGGCUAAACCUGAACGCCUUCUUUUCUGAUAACCACAGCUGAUGCGAUGACUAUCUUAACUGAUAACAAAUAAAUCUAUAGAAUAUUUAAA